This is a messenger RNA of Styela clava, 3082 nucleotides long. RefSeq lists its product as uncharacterized. Gene Ontology annotation, molecular function: cytokine activity; growth factor activity. Gene Ontology annotation, cellular component: extracellular region. The record is from RefSeq and is a predicted model, not a curated record. Lineage: Eukaryota; Metazoa; Chordata; Ascidiacea; Stolidobranchia; Styelidae.
AUGAUGAGCAACUUUUUUACAGUUUAGUAUGCUAUACUUUUCUUACUUUUGGAGAAUAUUUCACUGAUUAAAAUAUUUUGGAUACUUAUAUAUUCGAAUUUCCUACGGACAACAGCACAAUGAAGGGGAUACGUGCGCAUAGCAUACGCAGUCCUGCGAUAUUAUUUUUGAUUUGCAUUUGCGUUAUUUUAUUUGGUACGACAUAUGGGGAAUUAAACACAAGAAAAGAGGGAAGAAGGCUUCAUAAGGACUCAAACGAACUCUCAGUUUCAGAACAUCAAAAUAUUCGUACUAGCAAUGCUACCUCACGUGUAUCUCCCAUCGAAACAAGUCCUAUCUCACAAAUAAAUCCCAGUACAGAUGCUAAUCAGAGAUCAGUACAGAGACGUAAAGACCGACAACGGAAAAAAUCUAAACAUGGUCGACGUGAGAAAGGAAAUAAAAGGAAUGGCAGAAAACGAAAAGAUAAUGAACUAAACAGAGGUGGGGAAACGGACAUCAACGAAGUUCUUCGAAAUACAAUGAGACAUAUGUUUGGAUUUGACCACAUCCCAGUAACCACAUUGCCUCCUGUCGACGCGAAACCACGUACUGCAGACGUCGAUCUUGAUUUGACCGAUUCCCAUACCGACUAUGUGAACAAAAAAGAUAUCAAGUCGUCCUGGUUAGACCAAAAUGGAGAUAUGAUGCCGCAACCUCCGGAUUUCAUGUUAGAGUUGUACAGAACAUAUUCACGAGAUAACAACUUGAUGAUGUUGCAUUCUAUAUCGCAAGGAAAUACCGUCCGAAGCUUUUUCCCAUCUCCAGCCGAUCCAAGCGAACGUUCAAAAAUACGGAAGGCCGUGACUAUAAAACCAGUUCAAGCCAACACAGGCGCCACUGACGGCAGCAAACAGACAACGGAGACUCAACGAUAUGAAUCGCCAUUUCCUGUGUUCCUAUUCAAUCUUAGCUCUAUUCCGAGACCCGAAACUUUGGUUCGAGCUGAAAUUCGUUUAGAUGGCAUGACCAGAUCAGCAAUGUUGAUGAAUCAACAUAAUAUCGAAAACACUCAGAACGAAACAUCACUCCAGAACUUGAAUAUCGUCGUUGGUGUUUACAAAAUCGACUCAAACGAUUGUGCGGAUGGGCUUGAUUGUAGCGUAUCAUCCAAGAUUUUUCAUCGAAUAGGAAACACCACUGCAUUGAAUUUUGAUGCAGUUGCAUCCUGGUCAGCCCGUAACCUGCUUCGACUUGCAACACAGGCAAGAGACCGAAAUCAUUUUCUGAUUGUGAGAUUUGAGAAUAGACCGGAUGAAAGUUUAUCGCGUCAAAUUCGGCACACUGAGAAAGAAAGCGCCGGCGAUGAUUUGCCUUUACAAUUCAUGAUCAGCGAAAAUGAGAGACUGAAGAGAAGCAGUAAUAGAGCAAAAGACAACUUAGAUUCUUCUGGUUCCUCUUUAAAAGAGCAAUGGUUCGACGUAAAUUUUGAUCACAGCCCGGAAACGCCGAUUUUGAUCAUAUACUGCAACGAUUCUAGAACAGCCCUUGUAAAGGACACCCCGUCACUCGCGCCUUCCAUUAUAUGGAGAAGACUGGAAAAUAUGACAAAUCUAUUUAAAAAAAGGGUUCGGCGUUCUGAACCCCAGGAUAUAGCCAAGGAUGAAGUCGAUAAUCGUAUUGUGGACGAAUAUGACGAAAACAACCAUGGCUCCACUCGGAGGAUGCAAAAAACUACACCCCAAGUGGUAGAAAAAUAUGAUAGUGAAACAAAAUCCGAAAAUCGCAAGGGUAAAAAUGUAACAAAAAUUAAAAAUAUCAUUUCCAAUGAAAAGUCGGGUAGAAAGCGGAGGAGAAAUCAAAAGUGCAAUGACGGAAAAAAGAAAGGAAAGCGUGGCUGUAAAAAGUCCAGCAAGGGACGGAAAAAGCAAAAGAAAGUUCCGCUUCAUCCAUCGGCAGUAGAACGGGACGAAGACUGUGGAAGAAAGUCAAUGAAUGUUGAUUUCGCUUCGAUCGGUUGGUCGGAUUGGAUCAUUUCGCCAACAACAUUUGAAGCGUAUUACUGCAGCGGUCGUUGUGAAAUAUCGAAUAUGCAGGUGGGGAAGCAAACUGGAACAACGAAUCACGCGAUAGUCCAAGCAAUUGCGAGACUGGCUGGGGCUACAGUUCCAGAGCCUUGUUGUGCUCCAGACAAACUUAUGCCGCUUUCCGUUUUGUUUUUCGAUGAAAAUAGCAAUGUCGUGUUGAGAGUUUACACUAAUAUGUCAGUGGAGACAUGUGCCUGUAAAUGAGCUUGGUGUCCUCAUUUGAUAAUAAUAAUAAUUAUGAACCGGGACCCGGGCAGAUAAAGGUUCGCUGGAUGAGGCGUUAAAAUCACGAACCAACAAACUGGGACUUGUCGUGGGAAACAAGCGUACGUAUUCGAACGCUUCACAAACACCAAUUGGAUGCGAUGCAACCCCUCUUCUUCAAUUUUACUUCGGCGAGGAACACACUAAAAAUUGUUCAUGUAUUGAAGCGUUUACCAAUUUUACUAUUUUUUAUAUUAAAAAAUUUGUUAAAACGUUUCUGUUGAGUUUUUCUAUUUCUUAAUGCAAAUGUGUUUUCCAAAAUACAGCAUAUACAACAACAAAAGUAUUUGUUGUUGCGACUUUUUAAAUCGAGUGUUGUUGCAGUUUACAUUCUUUUGAAAGAAAUAAUUGAUUUUGCCCAUAUUGUUUCCCCGGUGUGACUGAAAUGAUUAAAUAUUCAAUGGUUUUUAAAGGUGUACUUCUUGUAACAUACGUAAAAUACACGGAUUAGCUAAAUAUAAGAAUCAAGCAAAAUGUAUCGUGGUUUACCUUAUUUUUACUUAAUACGCAUUACUCAGAAAACUAAAAAGAUUCUAUUCAACCAUGUAAUUUAGGUUCCAUUAAACAAAGUGAUUUUCAAUUGUUAACAAAAUCUUGCAAAAUAACUCGUCGAGCUACCAAUGUUUUUAUAUGAUCUACUUGAUUUUUCAAGUUCACAAGUAAUUUACUUUAUUUUUUUUCAGUUUUUUGUGUUUUAUUAAUCAAACAAUUGAUUAUUUUCUAUACAUAAACAACAAAAAAAUGAAAAUAAA